Eutrema salsugineum is the source of this 656-nucleotide messenger RNA. Its product is annotated as heavy metal-associated isoprenylated plant protein 2. NCBI's taxonomy places the organism in Eukaryota, Viridiplantae, Streptophyta, Magnoliopsida, Brassicales, Brassicaceae. The coding region runs from base 127 to 471 and encodes 114 amino acids. The transcript is spliced from 3 exons. Gene Ontology annotation, molecular function: metal ion binding. The record is from RefSeq and is a predicted model, not a curated record.
AAGAAUAAGAGACAGAACUCGAAUGCUUCAUCCACCUCCCUCUCUCUUUAUAUAUUUCUAAUUUUCCUCUCCUCCAUUCAUUUCUAAAUUCCAUUAAUCCAUAAUCUUCCGAAAUUAAUCUCCAUCAUGACGGUUAAGAAAGUUGAGAUCAAUGUGGAUAUCAAUUGUGAGAAGUGCAAAAAUGCAAUCAUGGAGGCUGUCACAGAGCUAGAAGGUGUGAAUCAGGUUGCAGUGGAUCAAGAGAAGAGCCUACUUACCGUGGUGGGUACAAUGGAUCCGGUCUCCGUUGUAGAACAGCUUAAGAAGAUCAAACAGAAACCAGUAGUAGUCAGCGUUGGACCCCCAAAACCUCCUGAGCCCAAACCAGAGCCCAAGCCCGAGUGGUGCAAGCCUUGCUAUCCUUACUACAACACCUGUGACGCCGUAACAGUUAGCACCUAUGAGAGCGGAAGCGGCUGCACCAUUGUUUGAAUCCUCUCUCCAUCUCUUAGCCUUCAUCUAAAAUUCUCCAAUCUUUAGUCAAGAAACAAGUUGUUUUUUUUUUUUUUCUUUUUUUUUGUAUAUUAGCAUCAUGUUUCAUAUUGUUUUAUCAUUUGAUGAAUCUUUGUUACUGGCACCUCUCCUGUUUUGUGAACAAGUCUUAAUAUCAUUUGAAA